Alligator sinensis (Chinese alligator) is the source of this 3374-nucleotide messenger RNA. It is a transcript of the gene CAMLG, whose product is annotated as calcium modulating ligand. NCBI's taxonomy places the organism in Eukaryota, Metazoa, Chordata, Crocodylia, Alligatoridae. Gene Ontology annotation, cellular component: GET complex. Gene Ontology annotation, biological process: tail-anchored membrane protein insertion into ER membrane. Bases 1 to 747 code for a protein of 248 amino acids. The record is from RefSeq and is a predicted model, not a curated record. The transcript is spliced from 5 exons.
AUGCCAAAAUUCUGUGAUGAGAAGCAGUCUUAUGAUGACACUCUCUCCGAAUCAAAACUUCAGCUUGAACUAGAGAAGUCCAACUCCCUCCCUGUCCCCUCAGUUUCAAAGCGAAUUGUGCUGGGUGAUGCUGUCUGUAAUCUGGCAGGAACAGCUGAUCAUGCAAGUGGCAUUGCAGAGCUCAAGGGAGACAAAAAGGACUUGUUCAGCAAAACUCCUGAGCUUGGCAGUGAGGGUCCCAGUGAGCUCCGGCAUCGCAGCAGAGGGGAGUUGCCACCCGAACCUGCACAGCGAGCACCACGACAUGGGUUAGAUCAGUACAUCUCGAGAUUUGAUGAAGCAAUGAAGCUAAGGAACCAGUUGAUGAGUGAGAAGCCAAGUCAAGAGAAUGGGAAUGCAGGGGAGGAGUUUGAUUCUUUUCGGAUUUUUAGACUCGUGGGAUGCGCCCUUCUUGCCUUUGGAGUCCGAGCCUUCGUGUGCAAGUAUUUGUCAAUAUUUGCUCCAUUUCUUACUCUACAACUUGCCUACAUGGGAUUGUCCAAGUAUUUUCCAAAGUGCGAGAAGAAAGUGAAAACUACGGUAUUAACUGCUGCUCUUUUAUUGUCGGGGAUCCCUGCAGAAGUGAUUAGUCGCUCCAUGGACACCUAUAGCAAAAUGGGAGAUGUCUUCACAGAUCUUUGUGUCUACUUCUUUACUUUUAUUUUCUGCCAUGAACUGCUGGUGUUUUUUGGUUCUGAUGCACCGUGAGGGCUUGUAGACCUCAAAGUAGCAGUUACACACAUUUUUGCAUUCUGUAUUCCUGUAACAUCUGUGGAUAUGCAAACUGGUUUAGACCUUUAAUUUAAUUCUUGUCUGUUGGAAUGCUUGACGGGCAUCUUAAAGUCACUCAUUUGUGAAUGGAUAAACAGGGUUUCAGGGUGGGGGUGGUCUUAGUACAGUGUAUUCAGCUAUUGUUUCUGCACAUGGCAAAUGUGAAGAAUAGAGUGCAAGUGUCAGUGAUUGAUUUCCUUUACUUGUUUAACUAGAAGACAUCCUUCUUCCUCCACCCCUGACAUCACUUGAAUUGCUGUUCCCUUUUGGCUCUGCAGUGUGAGAGCACAAAUGUGCUUUCACGAAGCCCAUAUGUGUACACUUUGUGACUGGAUACAUGUAAGGACUGCUCUUCUGGUGUUGCUUCCAUGUUUAAAAGAAAUCCAUGACUAAUAUAAAAUGAAUCCUUACGUUCCAGUGUUCAGACUCUGAAUGCUGAAUAAAAAAGCCUGUGGCUUUUGCAGUGGGGUUGGGUGACACAUGCCUCUUCAUUGUCCCGUGGCUUGGAGCUCUCAUCCUCUCUCGGUGCCGUAAAUUAUUUGUUGUGCCGGUGACGGACUUCAAGUGAGGAUUCUAGAGUGAAAAAAAUCCUGUUGGCGUACAGAUGCCAUUAAUUGUGAAGCAAGAAGGCAUGUGUGCUGCUGGUCUCAAAUGUUUCCAUAAGCUCUCUAAUCCUAGCCCUAAUUUUACCCUGGCUUUCAUGUACACCCUACUUGCGCUCUUCUUCUUUAGACAGUUCAUUUUCUAUGGUGAAAGCUGCACUCGGGCACCCCAUUCUCGCAAGCAGUUACUUCAAUAGGCAUCAAGUAUAGCAGUUUUAUUCAACUUUCAGUUAACAAGGGGACUUUUUUUUCCUGGAUCUUUGCAAGGGUGUUUAAAACAAUUUUAACUGACAUCUAUAUUCUGUUUCUUUCCCUCUGUUUAUAGAAAAAUACAUUUGCAUGUAAACAGGGCCUUAAUUGCUUAGGAGUUCUGCUCCUGCUGCUUAAUAGCGCUGCUGCUCAAUAGCCUAAACAGAACCCUUGGUUAGCAUUCAGCAGAGCUAUUUAUAUGUUAACUGACUUGCUAAUUCCUCUCUUCUACAUUUUGGUUUGAAGUCCCUCCAAAUAAGCCACAAUAGGCAUACUUAUUCAAAUCCUAAGUACUGAAACAGGCAAGGGAACAAGACUUCUUAUCACCAUGUUAUUUUGAGUUGAUUUCCAUAUGAAGAUCAAUGUGCUGUGUGGAAGGAGGGGGUGGAAACUGACACCUUUUCUGGAGCAGAUGUAGAAGCAGCGAGGAGGGAUGGGGGCGCUCCCACAGCAGAUGCCUUCUGCUCUCUAGGGGAGAGAGGGUAGCAGUUGUUCUGCCCCCAGUCCAGCAGAAAUUUGGCCUUAGUGGGUGGUGUAAACUGGAACAGACUUUAAGGAGGGAUCUCCAUCAGCCAACCUUUCCCAUUACCCAUAUUUGGAUAUUUGCUGCUACUGUAUCUGAACCUGGUGUUACCCUUAACCUGUUGUCUUCUGUGUAUUAUUUAUUUGAAGCAUCCAGGUGAAGUAGACUGACACCAGAUUUUCAAUUGGGAGGGGAGGCCUGGUUAUGUUGCUAGUGGUUUUGCCUCCUAUUUAAUCUGGUUUUGUGUUUCUGAAGUAAACAAGACUCUGCUUUUCUGCUUAAUUGUUUUCCCCUUUUAAAAUAAUCUGAAAUAUGACGUUGUUGCACUCCUGAACCCACGAUCAGACCUCUGCUCUAUGUCUGAAGCAAGAAACUUGUGUUCUAAAUUAUGGAAGAUUGCUUUGUACCGCGGUUACUUUUUGUGUCAACAUCUAAGUGCAGAUGUUUAAGGAUAGACUGGGGGGGGAACGACAACCUGAUUUAGGUCCAUUGGCAGGGAUGCUUGGGACACAAUUUCAGCAGAUGCUGACAGCUGAGAUUCUAGCUACGGUUGAAAUGUGAAGAUUAUUCUCAGAAAUGAGACAUGACUUGACUUUCAGGAUUAUUUAUCCGAAUUAGCAAGUGUUGCAGGUAGCACUAGGGAGGGUGCAGAAAAAGCACUGGUUAUUCAUAUUAUAUCACCUUUUAAAGGGCCCCCCAUCUAUACUAAGCUUAAAAAAGCAUUUUGAUUUAUAUUUGUGUUUAUUUUUGCGUUGUGCCCUGCUCUUUUUGCUUUCCUUUAACUGUGAAAUGGCUGAGCCAGAUCCUUUCCCAAGUGGCCUGAAAUUACACUAGGCAGACAAGGGUCUUUGAGUGAAUAUAAAAGAUGCAUUCACCCAAGGGACCUUGUCUGCCGAUGUCCGGCGCCCAACACGACUACAGCCGACACCCCUGAAAUAUAACAUGGAGCUUUUGAGCGGAAAGGAUACGUUGUCGGGACAGGAGCAGGUAGCGCCAGGGGUUGCCCGCGUCCUCAGCUCUCAAGACUUGAACGAAGCCCUCGGACUUCACGCGCGAUCCAGAAACGGAUCUCCUUCGUCCCACCUUCGAUUUGCACCCCCGCCGCCCCUCCCCCUUUGCUCGCGCACAUAAAUGUAUCGGACGUUUAUUUCUACAGCGGUUGUUUUCUAUUAAAUUUAUUAAAACGGCAU